Messenger RNA from Brugia malayi, 105 nucleotides. RefSeq lists its product as uncharacterized. The coding region runs from base 1 to 105 and encodes 34 amino acids. NCBI's taxonomy places the organism in Eukaryota, Metazoa, Nematoda, Chromadorea, Rhabditida, Onchocercidae. The transcript is spliced from 2 exons. The record is from RefSeq and is a predicted model, not a curated record.
AUGUGUAAAUGUAUUAUUGCACGGUCAACAAAACAAAGGUCACAAGCAAUUGACCUAGAGAUGACAUUCAGCGCUGGGAAAGAACGAUUCUUCAGAGGAUUUUAA